Molecule: messenger RNA, 6549 nt
Organism: Larimichthys crocea (large yellow croaker)
Lineage: Eukaryota; Metazoa; Chordata; Actinopteri; Sciaenidae
Product: girdin
Exons: 31
Coding region: 429-5972 (1847 amino acids)
Biological process (GO): cytoplasmic microtubule organization; cytoskeleton-dependent intracellular transport
Cellular component (GO): centrosome; cytoplasm
Molecular function (GO): dynein light intermediate chain binding; microtubule binding
Source: RefSeq, a predicted model, not a curated record
UAAAGAAAAAAGAUAUUUCAGAAGCUGUAUUGGCACUUCUGCUGCAGUGUCUACAAAACUGUCACUCCCAAAGGGACGGAUCAUCACACUGUAUGGAGUCUAGGCUAAGAGAGAGGGUUUUCUUAAGGAGGCGACACGUUUGUCUAAAACUGGAAGCUGUGAGGAGGAAGAGGAGGAGGUGAAGGAGGAGGAGGAGGAGGAGGAGGGGUUGAGAGGACUGACGGCAGAUGCCUUUGCAGCAGAGGACCAAGGAGGAUUGCCAAGAUGAAACCCCCAACUAGUUUAUAUAAGAUGGAUGGGACGACCUGAAUGCUGCACUUCUGCAGGACUGACUCAUUUCUGAAGAAAAUGUAGAUCCCAGGUUGCUUACCAGUCUUCUCCUGAUCCGAAACAGCUGUUGAGAUUGAUCACCCACAACCUUGGUAACGAUGGAGAGUGGAGUUUUUCUGCCCUGUCUGGAUCAGUUCAUGCUGAGCCCACUUGUCACUUGGGUGAAGACAUUUGUGCCACAUGAUGGGGGCAUGCACUUGGACUUUUCUGAAUUACUGGAUGGAGUUUUUCUAAAUGACAUAAUGACACAAAUAAAUCCCUCAGCUACACCUCCGGGUGCAAACAAAGUGAGCAGGGAUCCAAGUCAGAGGAUCCAGAACUUGAACGUCCUCAUCCAGCAAAUCAAGACAUAUUAUCUGGAUAAUCUGAGACAAUUAAUCAUGAUUCCUUUGCCAAACGUGUUGCUGCUUGGCAGGACUCCUUACUGUGAACAAAGUCUGGAGGAAAUAAAGAAAAUUUUGCUGCUGUUGUUAGGAUGUGCAGUCCAGUGUGAGAAGAAAGAAGAGUACAUCGAGAGGAUACAGACUCUUGACUUUGACACGAAAGCUGCCAUAGCUGCACAUAUUCAGGAGUUGACCCACAAUCAGGAGAACGUACUGGACCUGCAGUGGUUGGAGUCCAGUGAGGUGCACCCUGAUGAGCUGGAGGCUGCAGCGAAGAACAUGGCCACGCACCUCCGGCACCUGCUGGACCAGAGGGACACCAAUCUAGAGACUAUAGCAGAGCUAAUGCAGGAAAAGGAGGGUGUGGUUAGCUUGCUCAAUAGCCCCUCCAGCCCGCAGUCCGCAAGCUACUCUCCCAGCAUUCAGCAGCAGCAGGCGGGGACUCAGCAACACCUGGCGGUGGAGCUGGCUGACUCUAAGGCCAAGAUUAGACGACUUAGACAAGAACUAGAGGAGAAGAGUGAGCAGAUGCUGGACUGCAGACAUGAGCUGGAGAACAUGGAGGCAGAGCUGAAGAGGAUCCAGCAGGAGAACUCCCAGCUUCUGGUAGACGCCCGCGCAGCCCGCACCUACCGUGACGAGCUGGACGCCCUGAGAGAGAGAGCCAUAAAGGCGGACAAGCUGGAGAGUGAGGUGGGACGCUACAGGGAGCAACUGCAUAAGAUGGAGUUCUACAAGGCAAAAGUAGAGGAGCUAAAGGAAGAUAACAGGGUGCUACAGGAGACCAAAGAGGUGUUGGAGGAUCAGUUGGAAGGCUGGAGGGCUCGCUCAGAUAAAAUCCACCAGCUGGAGAAGCACAGUCUGCUGCUGAAGGCCCGGGUCCAUGACAUGGAACAGGAGAGGGAAGCUGAUCGGAGGCGAAUUGAGGAGCUUCAGGAUGAGAACCUGACUCUGUGUUUGGCUCAGAGGAGGAGCAUGGAGGAGUCCCAACACCUGGGUUGGGAGUUAGAGCAGCUCUCCAUGACCACUGAGAACUCUCAGGGCCAGCAGACUCUGAGCGAGGAGGUGAGUGAGAGGACUUGCAGUCGGAUGCUGAAGCUGGAGAAGGAGAACCAAAGUCUCUUAAGGACCAUAGAAGAACUCAGAGUUCUCUCUUUGAACAACAGCACACAUUCUAAACAUAACUAUCACCUGGAGUGUGAUCAUGUCUGCCAGAUGGUGUGUAGCACUUACAACUGUACCUCAUCAACAGAUGAAUCCACAAGGUUACAAACCUCUUGCUCAAAUGUAGGAAGCCACACUAAUGUAUUCCCGCUCAGAGCAGUAACACAGCAAAUGCUGAAUGGAGAUUCAAACUGCCAUCUUCGUGCAGAAGAGCUGGAGGGAGUCCAGAGUGAGAUCCUACUCACGGACAAUCCGGACCUUCAUAUUCAGGAGAAAGGACAGCUAGAGGACCAAAACAGUGGAGAUCAUUUGAAAGAACUGAUGUCUGAUCUGGAGGUCUUAGAAAACAAUCACAACAGGCUCCAUUGUUUUGUGGGAUCACGUGAUAGCUCCCCUAGCUCAAAAAGCAGCAGUCCAUGCCAUGACAGCAUCUUCACAGGUCUGCCAACGCGGUCCUCCUACGCCAGCAAGCACACACAGCGGCUAGAGGCCAAGUGCAGGGCCCUGGACACAGUUAACCAACACCUACAGACUUCCCUUGAUAACACUGACCGGAAAGUUCAGCGCCUGCAGGCGGAGGUUCAGGAACUGGAGGCAGAGAACCAGAGUCUGCAGGCCACUUUAGAGGAAUUUCGGAUCACUGCACGACGCCUGGAGCAACUGGAAACAGAGAAGCAAAGCUUGGAACAAGAAACUACAGUGCUUGAGAGGGAAAAGAGGCAGCUAGAGAAGGAGAAUCGGCGACUCCGCCAGCAGGCUGAAAUUCAGGAAGCCAACUUGGACAGCAGCAAUGUCUGUAUGGCCAGCCUGGAAAGGGAGAUGCGUUUUCUUGUGAAGGAGGUGGAUGGCUUAAGGGAGACUGCUGAGAGGGUCAAAGGCCUGGAGGGAGACAACAGAGAACUGACGAAGCAAGCUGCUAUCGACCAGAGGACCCUCGCUACCCUCAGAGAGGAGCUAGUGAGUGAGAAGCUGAAGACCCAGCAGAGAGACAAUGAACUGGAAAGACUGGCCCAUGAGCUGGAAAUGAAGGUCCUGAACCAGGAGAGCACACAGCAGGCUGAACCGGAGGCACCAGAUAACAGCAGGUUCAAGAUGCUGGAAUCAGAGUUAGAAUCAUCUCUGAAAAAAUCUCUCCGGAUUAAAGACGACAAGAUGGCAGCUUUGGAGACUCGUCUUCAGGAAUCCUCUACCUUAAACCAGCAGCUGCGCCAGGAGCUCAAGACUGUGAAGCUGAGCUAUGAGGCCUUGCAACAGAGGCAGGAGGAAGAACGGACAGCGUCAUGUUCCACCCCUCCCAGAGAGACUGGCAGGACAAUGAGUGAAUGGCUGCGUGAAAGUCAGGAAGCCACCAAGGAACUGCUGAAGCUCAAGGACCGUCUCAUUGAAGUGGAGAGAAAUAAUGCGACACUGGAGGCAGAGCGCCAGGCUAUGCAGGCCCAGCUCAAGCAGCUGGAGAGUCAGUCUCACAGCCAGCAGGCUCAGAUCCUCGCCCUGCAGAGACAAGCUGCCUCACUGCAGGAGAGCAACACAGCCCUGCAGACACACAACGCUAACCUGCAGGUGGAGAAAUCCACUCUAAACUCACAGAGCGCCUCCCUCAUGGCCCAGAAUGCUCAGCUGCAGCAGCAGCAGUCAGGGACAGAGAGCGAGCGGGACAGCGCCAUACGGGAUCGUGAAGAGCUGCGCGGUGUCCACGAGCAGCUUUUAAGAGACCACGAGCGGCUGGCGGCUCUGCAUGAGCGGCAAGCCAUGGAGUAUGAGGCCCUGAUGGGCAAGCAUGGCUGUUUGAAAAAUGCCCACCGCACACUGGAGCUGGAGCAUCGGACACUGCAGGACAGGUAUAAUAGCCUGUUGCAGCAGAGGACCAAGCUAGAGGACCUGGAGAAAGCCCUGAAGGAGGAGCAGAUGAGGAUGGCUAUGGAGAAAGAACAGCACAGGACCACUGCAGCUGAAUGUUGCAGACUCCGUGACGAGAAGGACUGGCUGAACCAGACAUACCGUCAGCUUCUUAACGACAACGAGUUGCUGACAGCGGAUCACAAGCAGCUCAAGAGCCAGCUGAAUGAGGCCAAGUUGGAGCACACAUGGCUGGAAGCCGACUUCUCCAAGCUCAAGAAAGAGUUCCAGCAGCUGGACAUCACCUCCACAAAACUCACCAACCAGUGUGAGUUGCUGAGCCAGUUGAAGGGCAACCUGGAGGAAGAGAAUCGCCACCUGCUCAGCCAGAUCGAGACCCUGAUGCUGCAGAACCGAACCUUGUUGGAGCAGACAAUGGAGAGCAAAGAUCUGUUUCAUGUUGAAGAGCGACAGUAUAUUGACAAGCUUAAUGAUUUGAGGAGGCAGAAGGAGAAGUUGGAAGAAAAGAUAAUGGACCAGUACAAGUUUUAUGAGCCAUCGCCUCCUCGCAGACGUGGAAACUGGAUCACCCUGAAACUGAAGAAGCUGAUUAAAUCCGGUAGUCGUGAGCAUGGGCCUGACCGCCCACCCACACCCACACAUUCAGGCGUUGCCGAGUCGCACCACUUCUGUCAUGACAACAACUCCUUCAUCAGCUCCAAUGGCUCUGGAGGCCUAGCCUCAGCAGGUGAUGCCAUAUCUCCCCAGCGGAACAGCACCACUCUGAAAAUGUUUCCCCGUAUGAGGAACAGGCUGAAGGACAGAGACAAAGUCAAGUCCCUCUUCCGUCGUUCCAUGUCCCUGAGCAGCUUGCUGAACCCCGCUGCCCCGUGCAAGGAGGAGCGCUGGGCAUGCAGCUCAGAGUGCCUAGAAGGUUCAGAGGUCGAUGUGGAGGACAGGAAGAACACAUUGACCUCAUCCCUCACCAAAUCCAUCUCGUCCAUCCACCACCUCAAUCAUCUCACCACUCUACCAUCUGGCCACAUCCCCACCACCAUCACUGACACCACCGACACUGUUCCAGAUCUUUCUGAGCUUUGGGUGACAGACAAGGAUUCAAAUGACAGCACCGUGCCAUCUGGAUUUGAGGACAACGACGAGCUGCAAAGUCACGUGCUGAAUGGUGUCCAGAGCCGAGCCCAAAGCGAGAGCAGUGGUGAGUUCAACCUGAGCAUGGAAAAUGAGCCAUGGUCAAAUGGCAGCAGUCCAGUCCAGCAACCUCCAUCACGCCGGUCCUCCUCCUCCUACCAGCCACCCAGUGAUACCUCCACACCCCAACACACACUGAAGCAGCAGCAGCAGCACAAGGAGAAAGCCUCUACCCUGCCCAUCACCAGCAGUCAGAAUUCAGACAUCCAGUUUAUAUCAAAGCAGAAAGAUCCUGUGCUCGCUCCGGACUUCUGGCUCACAAGGGGUACAAAGAGCAUCCGAAGGGGGUCUAGAGGGAAAGUGAUACGGCGCUCGUCAGAUUCAGGGGGCACAGUCAAAGCGAACCCAGGGAAUUCCAAACCGAGCUCUAACAAAGCUGAGACUAGAGUUUCAGUUUGUUCACCUAUCACAGUGCUGUAUGUUCAGGGUAAGUCAUCCUCAAUGUCUGGCUGCCUCAACUGCUUCUCCACCCCUUUGGGGAAAGAGGUGCGACUGAAAGGACCCAAGUCGCCCAAAAGUCUCCCUCGAGCCAGCAGUGUCAUUUCCACAGCAGAGGGGUCAUCUCGACGCUCCAGUGUGAACAGUGACUGCAAGGUGGCGAUCAAGGCUAACCUGCCCUCUGUCCAGGUUUCAGAUGAGAAGGUGACUAAAGAGGAAACAGGCAAUCAGCAGCAACCAGAACCGGACACCAAUGACAGCGAGCCUGAGCCCAUUCCUCCAAUCAAACCUCCCAGAGACCCAGCAGCUGUUGUUCCCACAGAUCGUCCCAAAUCCCCUGUGCAGGAGUCACUUUUUGGCUCAUCGUUCACUUUCAACUCUGUCUUCUCAAACACGAUCUUCAGUGACUCUGUGGUCACAACCACGACUAGCCUGGAUGCCCUCGGCAGCAACCAGGCAUUCAUCUGUCUGAAUCCAUCCCUGGUGCAAAACUGUCCACUUGAGAGCCAGGAGGAGGACACACCACAAACACUGCUCAACGUGGAGAAGGAACCGAGUCAGAAUGCAGAACCUGCAGCUGGGCUGGAGGACAAGCCGCUCACGAUUGCAUGAAAGCAGCUGUCACAUCAUGACUGAGUACUGUGUCAUUCUAAAGCAGGUAGCUGCAUUUCAUCGCAUCAACUGAAGCACACAGUUUAAGUCACUGUAAUUUAACGUUUGCAAUUUUUUCCACCUGAGUACACAGUCAUCUUAAAAGGUGUAUAUGAAAGCUGUUUAUUUUUCACACUGCUUUAGUAACAUUAACAGCCUUUACAGCACAUUAAUCCACCUGAGAAACAGAUCCAACAAUUCACAGCGUUAUUUUCUGUUAAAUAUAACGUAUGGAUAGACAUCCUCCUUUGCCCAUUAAAGCCUUUUCACCUUUACUUUACCAUACACUGACAAUCCUGUUCGAUAUAUUUGUCUUUGCCAAAAAAAAUUGUUCAUUCCUGCUGUUCCUAUUUAUGUCCUGUUACUUGGACAGACUUUUAAAUUAUUAUAAAUUGAUUGCCAUGUCUGUUAGAUUUAAAUUUGAUCCUUGGGGAAGGUGAAAUAUUAGUUCAUGUGUGAGAAACUGUGUAAAUCUUGUAAACUAGGAUGUGUGUCUGACUGCUCUUUUCCCUGAAAUAAACCCUCUGUGUAAAACACU